Molecule: messenger RNA, 6805 nt
Organism: Drosophila willistoni
Lineage: Eukaryota; Metazoa; Arthropoda; Insecta; Diptera; Drosophilidae
Product: pneumococcal serine-rich repeat protein
Exons: 8
Coding region: 493-6642 (2049 amino acids)
Source: RefSeq, a predicted model, not a curated record
GCGACAACAAUAAUUCCAAGCAGAGUUCUUUUCUUGAAUUUUUUUCAUGUGCUGUGCAAAAAUAUAACAAAACUUGCUAAAUAUUCAACGCAAUGAACAAUUUAAUUUUCAUUAAACAAGCAUACACCAUGUGCAACUUAUUAAUAUUAACUUCACCUACACAUCAAGUGUAAGAGAAGAUCCGAGUCAAAUCACUGUGCGAGGAAUUUAAGUUCUAUUUCAAUUUUAGUCCAAACAACGUCAACUGGCUAAAAUCAUCAAUUUUGGGAAGGACAACUAUAGACAAGGAGACGACGACAACUGCCAUAAUUAAAUACAUUGACAACUAGCAACAGCGGAGGCAAUUGCAGCUGUUACGUUCGUAGCCAGGCCCCCAGGCCCGGGACCAGGCGGCCGCCUGUCUCCCCAAAAAUUGACACCACCGGCAAAGAAAAAACAAAAAGAAAAAAAAAAAGGUUUUAACUUUUAAUCAACAAACACGAAAAUAAAAAGAUGAACAACAAUGAACAAAUUGAUAGGCCGCCAAUCAUCACAGAAGACACAUCAGAAGCAGCUGCAGCAGCAUCAACGACUGGAGGAUCAGCAGGAGCAGCAGCAUUGGCGAAUGCAUCUGGAGGGGAUCGGGAGCGAUUCCCAUCACCCAUUGUCUCAAUCGCCGCUGGCGUAAUGAAUGAGAGCACUACGACCACAACAUCGACAAAAACAACACCAACUCCCUAUUCAAACGACCAGAUGCACACAAUGAUGUCGCAUGCAGCCGAGACGCAGUCGAAACUGAAACAGAUUCAGCAAGAGACCAAGCUAUCAUCAACAUCAUCCUCAUCACUAUCAUCUACAUGCAAAUUAGAUGACUAUACCAAAUCUCAUGAUCCCCCCUCGCCUUUUAUAUUUGUUGCAACAAAUAAUAAUUCAGCAACUUCUUCGUCUUCGACGUCUUCUGCUGCUGCUGCUUCGUCUGCUCCUGCUGCUGCCGUGCACAAUUUUAAAUUGUCCCCGCCAUUGGCUACCCAUACAAGCGGUGGAGCAACAGCCAAAGGUAAAACCCAAGAUGACCAAAAUGUCGGCAAGCGCCAGAAGAAAAAAAAGACAAAAUACGAUUCCUGGGAGGACAGCGAGAUCAAUGAUCUCGACGAUGCGUCAUUGAAGAAGCUUCUCGAGGAGGCCUAUUGGUAUCGCAAUCCUGGCGAUAGAAAAAACAAGAGCGAACGCUUUUUGCAAAUGCUUAAAAAGGCUGAGUACGACGAGGAGAACUCGUAUCGUGCCAUCAAAACCUGCCUCACCCGCAACACAAACUCAUCGUCCACCGCCGCAGCCGCAGCAGCUGUCGCUGUCGCCUCUUCCUCUUUUGUCUCAUCAGCAGCAACAUCAGUAGGAUCGUCCAACAGUGCUGCUGGUAGUUUUGGCUAUCAUACCAAUCACCGAUCGUCUGGCUCGCAUCGCCAUAAACAGGGCGGAUCAUUGCAGGAUCUAGUCGAAGCAACACAUCGUAGUGAAUUGGCCACCACCUCAUCUCAGGUGGCGGUAGCAGCUGCGGUAGCAGCGGCAGCGGUGGCCAAUCAUUGUUUCAACUGUGAUUAUCAGCUAAGUGGAGGGCGUAACUCGAUGAAUCGUCGUCAACAUCAGCAGCAGCAGCACAACCAAAAUUCAUCGUCCAUCAACUCCCAACUACCCAACUCCUUAUCCACCGCCUCCUCCUCUUCUUCUGCCUCGAAAAGGAUUAAUAAAAAUUCAACUGUUUCGGCGCGACAACGUGAAGGUGGUAGCCUGCCCAGCAGUGUAAAUCAAUUUGAAUCAGCGGUCAUUAUGGAUCCAGCCAAACUGAAACAUAUUUUGGGCAGCAGCAGCAGCGGAGGUGUCGGCGGAGAGGUAACACCCACCACAUCAACAUCGGCUGGAACGGGCAGUUGCCUAAGUCUACCCGAAACCGAAGCCGCAACACAAUUCGAUAUGGACGAUGAGGCGAUAAUGGACUCUGGUUCCGCCACUAGUACCCAACAAGAUAGCUUUAUGAAUCGAUGGGAUAUUAGUGCGGACACUAAACUCUGGAAUAUAGCGAACGGUCCUGAUUUGGAGACGUUGGAGGAAUUGCGCGAGAUACGCAAGACGAAGAAAGUAAAUCCUGCUUCAGCGGCAGGGUCAUCAUUUAACACGCACUCCAUGACCCUUUUGGGUGCCAAAAUCCUUGAAGGUCUUCAGCAGCAAAAGCAGCAGCAGGAACAACAGCAGCAACAACAACAACAACAAAAUCAACAGAUGCAUUCAUCCAACGAGUCUUCUAAGGAUGCAUCAACAGUUAAAGAGUUCCUAAUUGAUGAUGCUUUGCAAUUUUCCGUCUUGGAGCUAUCUGCCAAGAAUCAAGAAAUGCAGCAGCAGCAACAACAGCAACAACAACAACAACAGUAUCCGGCUGUGCCGGCUAAUGUUAGCGGAGGAGCUGCUCCAUGCGUGCCAUAUCCCCAGACAGCGGAUGAUCAAAAGCUCAGAUUGGAUACUGGCUAUGUAUCGCUCAAUGAUAAUUAUACAGCAUGCUCUUCGGUCUAUGGUGUUAGCACCACAGAUGGCGACAGCAACAAGACGGGGUCAUCAGGCGGUGCAUCAUCAUCAUUCACCAGCAGCACCACCACAACAGUCAAUGGUGGUGGUGGAGUAGCACCUGGUACUGCCCCAAAAGGGGCAGUGGAGGAUAUACGCGCAUCAAAAAUUGGACGCAUGUUAAGUGGAGGGUCAGCAGCAGCUGCAGCCAAGAGUGGAUCGCAGCGUCAAUUUGAUGAGAACGGCAAUGCCUUGAGUGAUGGCUAUGGCGGUGGUGCCGGCAGCGGAACAGGAAAUGGUGUCGCCGCAUCAACCAAUGGCAACUCGAAUCAGUUUACUGCCUUAAUCACAACCACAGUGGGUGGAGGAGCCGCCGGCGGGACAGCAGCAGCUAAUUCCGGUUCUUUGGCCGGCUCAGCUACUGCUUCUGCCGUAGCGGCUGCUCAUCCACCAUCAUCGUCCUCUACUCAGCGACAGAAUAGUGUCUCCACUUUAUUAUCCACCGGCACCAAUACGACAACAACAGCGAUGGCAGCUGCUGCUGUGGCUGCCUCCAUUAAUAGUCAACUGGGCGGCGCUGUACCCACUCAAACCAGUGGCACUGCAAACAUAAAUGCCACCAAUACCACCAUUACUACCACUAAGUUAAAGUCCAAAAAGAAGUCGCAACAAGAGCGUAAUACCAUACAGUAUUUGGUGGAUACGCAAACUAUUGCCGGCUGCCGGGGUGCGGAUCCUGUCGAGCAGCUACUGAAGUAUAUUGAGAACGAUGAGAAGAACAAUAGCGCUGGGCAAAAGAAGAAGGAACGCAAGAAACAAAGCAAGCUGAAGAAGAGCAAUUCGCUGGAGGAGUUGCGAAGUUGCUCCAAAAUGGAGGUCGAUGACCUUAACAAAUAUCAGGCGGCCACCACGGACAUGAUGCGCCAAAAGAAGACCGGAAGCGGUUCAACGGCCUCAGGGCCCUCAGCCACUGACGCUUCGAAACAUAAUUCGUCAUCUGUAGCUGAUAUCAAUAAGAACUGCAACAAGGAGCAGCAAGGAGUGCAACCUCAGCAGCAGCAGACGGUAGUGGCCAGUGCAACGGUCCAAGUGCGGGCACAGCCACGUAAAAGUGAGCGUCGCUCCUGGGGCACCGAGGAGCUGCAAUAUUUGGGUGAUCAGCAGCAAAAGGAGCAGCAAACUCAAAUGGAUUGGCCAUCGCCUUUACCCAAAAUGUCCACAUUGGAAUUCCCAGCACUGGCUGGCAUGUCCGAAAUGGAUGCUUUGAAUACUGUGUUGUCGGAGACAGCGGAAUUCCAUGUGGUCACCAAAAAGAAGAAACCAAAGAAGCAACGCGCCGUCACCAUGGACGAUGCUACUGUGGGGGCUGCCCAUCAUACAGGCGGCAAUCUGCAGCGCAUGCAACCGAUCACCAAAUCGGCCUCAUCCAACAUGAUGUCUCAUCGUGUCCAGCAGCAGCAGCAUUAUGCCAAUCAUUAUGGCAAUCAACAGUUGCCGCCUCCACACAGCAAAAUGGAGAGACAGUUUGUGGAGAAACAUCAAUCCACAUCGACAGGGUCGUCGCACAUCUCUGCUGGCAGUGUGCAUGCGCAUGGCCAGGGGAGUCAAUCGACGUCGACGACAAGUAAUAGCUCGGGUCACCAAGAUAGCUCUAGACGUAAGUCCACAUCAUCGAUGCCGCCCUCGGAAAAAUCCGAUUCCAGUGAUCUCGAUUCGGUCCAUUCACUACCGAUUCAGACGGGCAAGAAGAAGAGCAGCCGGGUAAACUCUGGCAGCAGUAGCUCCUCUUCUUCAACAUCCGCUCAGGCGGCUGGUCAACGUCAAUCCAAGCAAAACAAUAAUAAUUACAAUUCGCCACCAGCUGCCAUUUCCUAUGCUGAUAUUGCCCGCAAGAGGCUGGAGGCAGCCCUAAAUAGUGGUGGUGGCACCACCAGCAACUCUGAAUCCUCGCCACCCGAUCUAUUUAAUAGUGGUAGUGGUGUCGGUGGUGGUAGUGGCAAGUCAUCGUCCACGAAGCAAGCCAAAACGAAACCAGAUUUUCCUGAACUGCCUGGAGCUGCAGCUAAUACGUUAAAUUUAACAACGGGUUUGCCAACGCCGGCAGGAAUAGGGAUGGGGACGACCGGGGGAGGACCAGCAGCAGCAGCAGCUACACAUAUUCCACCCAGUUCUACGUCGGUCACUUCGUCAGCAUCCAUAAGCUAUUCGCAGAGUUUGAAUGCAACACCCGCAAGUAGCACCAGUGAUGUUGAGAUGGCAUCACCGGAAUUGCUCCCGACAGCAGCAGCAGCUAUAGGUAGCAUGUCAUUCUCAUCUACGUCAGCAUCAGCAUUAUCGUCAUCAUCAUCGUAUUCAUCUCCGCCAGCUUUACAAAAGUCAAAGAGUGUGGAAAAUGAGGUCAGCUAUUCUUUUAAUAGCACCAAUUUGGAUCAACAAUAUCCAGCUCUAGAGAUGACGGUGAAGCGUCAUAGCACAACUAAUGUGGCCAUGGCCAGCAGUAGCAUCAACAACAACACUACCACCACCACCAUCACCACCACCACCACCACCAACAACAACAACAAUAAUUCCUUUUCAUCCUCUGCUUCCUCGUCGUCAUCAUAUAAUUUUGCCGCUGCAGCCAAGCAGCAAGCGGCCGAUAAAUCUACCUCAGCCAAGCUUAAGGCCAAGCCCAAGGAGAAGACAUCCAGCAUGAACCAUAGCAGCAGCAAGCCUAGUCAAGAGGAUGCGUCGUCAUCUGUCACAUUGUCGUCAGCCUCGUCGCCGUCGCCGUCCCCGUCCGCGUCAACCUCAUCGUCGUCCCCAACCUCUUCAUCAUGUUCGCCGGUUGCAGCUACUCUGAAAACAACAGCAGCCACCCAGACUGAUCGCACCAAGAAGAUCAGCGGAAAGUUUGGUGGCGCAGCAGUCGCAGGCUCCGGAUCAGGAGGCACAGCCUCGGGGGGAUUGGCUGGUAGUUCCUCAAUAACACCAAGUGGUGGUAGUAGUAGUGUAGCUGGUCGCCCUGCAGUUAUUAUACUCAACGAUAGAGAUGAUAGAGAUGCGACCCACAAUGAGUUCAUUUUUGGCGACUUUAAUGAAGAUGAGCUGAAAAUGUUCAAUGAUCAUGAGAAUACUGAGGAAUCCUCCAAUUCGAAUCAGGAAAACACAAGAAAUAAACUUAUUAGGGGUGGGGAGGAGCAAUCGGAUGUGGUUGCUGCCGAUGAGGAUGAGGAUGAGACAGAGAGCAAAGAGCACUCGGCGAAAUUGGGAAAGGAAUCUUCAACAGAUCUAAGCAGCGAUCAAUUGGUCCUAAAUGAUUCGGGUGCAGCUUCCGAUGCGGUAAACAUGAGCUCCACUCUGGACAUGCUUUCGAUCUCAGUUGAGGCUGUGCAGUCAUCGCCAAAUGCCGCCAACGCAGCUGCCAUUACAAACAACAACUCAUCAACAUUGUCCUCGAACACCUCGAACUCGUCGUCAUCAGCCUCGAUAUCAUCCUCUGCCUCCGCCAGAGGAGCUGGCGGUGAUCGCACCAUUGCCGGCGGCGCAAGUGGAGGAGGAGGCGGCAUUUCAUCAUUGGCCAACCAGUCCAAUGAUAGCGGCAUCAUUGCCAACACUUCGGUCAAUAAUUUCAUUAGCAAGGCAUCUAGCAGUGAUGUCCUUGUGUCCAUGCAGCAACUGGAAACCUGCAAUGAUAUUGAAGCGGCCAUAAUAGCCGCUGCUCGAGCUGCAGCCGCUGCCGCCAAACGCUCCACUAGCUGCAGUCGCAGCAAUUCCCAGGAGCCAGGAGAAUUCCUUCUGCCGGCCAAAACUGUCAACAAGUCGUCCGCCACUGCCAACAAGACAACUCUGCCCGUUUAUAUGGCCUACCAAGAUGGCGAUGACGAUGAUGAGACUUUGCACGAAUUGAGCUUCAUGCCAGAUCUCAAUAAAAUGGAGCUAGGUGCUGCCACAGCUACAUCUCUGCCGGAUGAGGAGCAUUUGCCGCCACCGCCCGUAGCAUUAGCACGACAGAGUGGGGUUCUGAACAAUACGGAUCUGAUAGUUGACUAUAUUGCCAGCACCUGGAAUGCCAUAGUCAAAAGCAAAUAUGUGACCUUUUACAGUGAGGAGCCAGAGCCAGAGUCUUAGAAGGCAUCAGGAGGAUCUACGAUCUGCCAUCACCACCGCUCCUCCGCCUCACUAAACAACAUCCAAUUCUAAUCCCAGAAAUCCAACAUUAAACGCCAAUCAAAAAAGUUCACUUAUCUUAUUUUCUUGUGUUGCAUGAAAUUUUACUAUAUUUUUUAUCACA